AACAAGAGCCUCAGCCGGGUGUCUCCCACAGUAUGCGGGUGCUCCUCCCACUUACUGGUUCCUCUGCAUUCAGCUCCUUCGAAGCAAACUUGAACGUCUCAUUUUUCUUCUGGAACACGUCAAUGGCAUCCUGGGUCACCUGGAGAACGAAAAGUGCAUCUUUUUCCGUACAAGACAUACCUGGCCUGCAGCUCCAAGGUUUUCUCCUUGCCCGACACCUGGAAGGUGUACGGAUGGUCCUCAUUGGCGGUCUCCUGCACCUGCAUGCCGUCCACUCCUAUUCUGCUGCGCACCGUAAAGCGCUGGCCCACCAGGCUGAAUUUUGGCGUGCAGCACAGCAGGAAGUUGUUGAACUAUGCAGAAAGAAAAACAAACGCCUGAGAUCGAAUACCUGAACUGCAUCAUAAGCCACCAAAGAUGUCAGCCAGGCCGGGAUUCUACCGACAGGAGCUGAAUAAAACUGUGUGGGAGGUGCCGGAGCGGUACCAGAACCUGACGCCGGUUGGCUCCGGAGCCUACGGUUCGGUGUGUUCGGCGUACGAUGUGGUCCUGCGGCAGAAGGUGGCCGUGAAGAAGCUGUCGAGGCCCUUCCAGUCGCUCAUCCACAGUCGCCGUUCCUACCGGGAACUCCGGCUACUCAAGCACAUGAAACACGAGAAUGUAAUCGGGCUCCUGGAUGUCUUUACACCUGCUGCGGCAUUGGAAGACUUCAAUGAACUCUACUUGGUGACCAACUUGAUGGGUGCGGACCUCAAUAACAUUGUCAAAUUCCAGAGGUUGUCCGAUGAGCACGUGCAGUUCUUGAUUUAUCAGCUCCUCCGUGGCCUCAAGUACAUCCAUUCAGCGGGAUUGAUUCACAGAGACCUCAAGCCAAGUAAUGUGGCAGUGAAUGAGGACUGUGAGCUGAGGAUCCUCGACUUUGGCUUGGCCAGGCAAACAGAUGACGAGAUGACCGGGUACGUGGCGACUCGCUGGUAUCGGGCGCCAGAAAUCAUGCUAAACUGGAUGCACUACAAUCAAAAUGUUGAUAUUUGGUCAGUGGGAUGCAUUAUGGGAGAGCUGCUGAAAGGAAAAGUCCUUUUUCCUGGCACUGACUAUAUCGACCAGCUGAAGAGAAUCAUGGAGAUGGUCGGGACGCCGACCCCGGACCUGUUGGAGAAGAUCUGCUCGGAGCAUGCACAGAAGUACAUCCAGUCUCUGCCUUUUAUGCCCCAGCAAGACCUGGAGAAGAUCUUCCGAGGAGCAAAUCCACUCGCCGUCGACCUGCUGAAGCGCAUGCUGGUCCUGGACUGCGAUGGGAGGAUCUCGGCCAACGAGGCUCUGGCCCACCCUUACUUCUCGCAGUAUCACGACCCGGACGACGAACCCGAGGCGCCGCCUUACGACCAAACCCUGGAGAGUAAAGAUCGCACUCUGGAAGAAUGGAAAGAGUUGGUGUUUACGGAGGUGAACGGCUUCAAAGCGUCCGUCGGCAAGACUGACAGCCUUCAGGACAGACUGUGCUUCUUUCUCCUGGAGUUAUCAACAGACUCUCUGAAAUUUUCCAUCUCCAUGAGCAUCCCCGAGGCGGCGGAACCGAAGCGGAUUAACAUCCUCGCCUCCAACUUCUCAGGGAUGGCCCUGCGAGGGUCCAGGACGGGAUUUUACCGGCAGGACAUCAACAGAACCGUGUGGGAAGUCCCGGAAAGGUACCGAGACUUGAGGCAGGUUGGAACAGGAGCCUAUGGAACUGUAUGUUCAGCGUGGGACCGGCGGACCAGCUCGCAGGUGGCCAUCAAAAAGCUCCACCGGCCCUUCCAGUCCAAACUUUUCGCUAAGCGGGCCUACAGAGAGCUACGACUCCUCAAACACAUGAAGCAUGAAAAUGUGAUCGGUCUACUUGAUGUUUUCACAGCCGAAAUUACCCUGGAUCGCCUUCGAGACUUCUACCUGGUCAUGCCCUUCAUGGGCACCGACCUGGGCAAAGUGAUGAAGUUGGAGAGACUAUCAGAGGACAGAGUUCAGUUCCUCGUCUACCAGAUGAUGAAGGGACUCAAGUACAUCCACUCUGCAGGGAUCGUCCACAGGGACCUAAAACCAGGAAAUCUCGCCAUCAACCCAGACUGUGAAUUAAAGGUACAGUGCAUGGUUUUCACACAAAGCCCUCUUGAAGUGGAAUUUUUCUCACAUAGUGAAGAAAGUAAAGCACUUCGACCGCUUCAGAUCCUCGACUUUGGCUUGGCGAGGCAGGCCGACGCAGAGAUGACGGGUUACGUGGUGACCCGCUGGUACAGAGCCCCCGAGGUCAUUCUCAACUGGAUGCACUACACGCAAACAGUGGAUAUCUGGUCUGCUGGUUGUAUUAUGGCAGAGAUGCUGCUGGGGAAGCCGCUGUUCAAGGGCAACGAUCAUCUGGACCAGCUCCGAGAAAUCAUGAAGAUCACCGGAACACCGGCUGCCGACUUUGUGGUGAAGCUACAAAGCCAAGAUGCCAAAAACUACCUUAGGGGUUUGUCAAAAGUACCCAAAAAGGACUUGCACUCCAUUUUCUCCAAAGCGAGCUCACACGCUGUGUGCGUGUUGGAAAAGAUGCUGCUCCUGGAUCCCGAGGAGCGGGUCAGUGCCUCGGAGGCCCUGGACUUUCCCUUCUUCGCCGACUUCCGCGACACGGAGGAGGAGACCGAGGCGCAGCCGUAUGACCAAACCAUAGACAACACGGACCUGACGCUCGACCAGUGGAAACGACACACAAUCACAGAGAUACUGACCUUCAGGCCUCUAAAAGACUCCACGGAAACAUCACUUUAACAUACGCAUCAAGGGAUGAAGCCGGAGUACGGGGGAAGAACAUACAAACUCCAAACACGAAGUCCAGAGCCGACACAGGAACGUUUGUAUGCUGUUUAUUUUUCUUCAAUGAGAUUUUGUCAUUUUGAAUCCAAUCUGUAAUGA
This is a messenger RNA of Phyllopteryx taeniolatus (common seadragon), 2931 nucleotides long. Its product is annotated as mitogen-activated protein kinase 12-like. The record is from RefSeq and is a predicted model, not a curated record. Gene Ontology annotation, biological process: protein phosphorylation; intracellular signal transduction. Gene Ontology annotation, molecular function: ATP binding; MAP kinase activity. Gene Ontology annotation, cellular component: cytoplasm; nucleus. The coding region runs from base 418 to 2787 and encodes 789 amino acids. The transcript has 26 exons. NCBI's taxonomy places the organism in Eukaryota, Metazoa, Chordata, Actinopteri, Syngnathiformes, Syngnathidae.